CUCAGCCCAAUAAUUAUUUAAUAAAGUAUGUCUGACAAUAAUUUCACUGAUGUAAUUAUCGAAGAUGCUCAGAUAGGAGCCUCAAUUUUCAGCAUGCUCAACUUGAAGUACUACUUCUUCGCUAUUCUAAUCAUCUCCUUCCUGGUCAUGUCUUGUGGUAAAUCCAGCACUGAUAGAAGGAUGAGGCUCUUAAGCCAAAGAAGAAAAAUAGUUCAGGUCUGGACUAGUGAAAAGCGUGAUAAAAUAAAAGAUCUGAGCAAGAAGUCUGUGGAUAUCAAGGAUUUCAGACAGUUCAAACCCUCUGAUAUUGAAAACAUCACUGCUUUAAACACAUUGAUUAAUUCGUACAUUUCUAAGAUGUACGAAGAGAUCAAACCUUGACUGUCAUUAAAUAAAACUGCUGAAGAUGAGAAUUCAAACUAUUUGAGAAGUGAGACAGCCAAUGAAGAGGGUAAGAAUGUCCCCGGUCUUGCCGAGGGCUCUAUCCCCAACUCUGAAACGCCUUAUCUGAAGGAAGGGGUUACUACGACUUCUUCAGAAUCAAGAGGGGUGGCGCCACCAUCUAACUCCACCAAUAAUAAUUCAGAAGGUUAUUUGAAAUCAGGAGAAAUGGAGCAAGGAACAGAAAGAAAUUUUUGAGGGUCAGAGAGCAAGGAUUUCCUGUCCGGAUCCCCUAGAGAAUUCCAUCAGAAGAGGAGUAUUCUAAAAACCCAGAAGAAUGUGUCAUUCAACUUGAGCCAAAAUAAAGUUAAAUUUAUUUAACUAUACAUGUUUC
Messenger RNA from Moneuplotes crassus, 775 nucleotides. The record is from the annotation of a GenBank genome assembly. NCBI's taxonomy places the organism in Eukaryota, Ciliophora, Spirotrichea, Euplotida, Euplotidae.